CAGGAACAACAGAAAAUGAAAAUCAAGUGCUUAAUGGUUGUAGUGACGACGAAAUGGAUAUGCUACGCUAUGAGGGUAGUGGCCAACGUGGUUUAGAGUCGAGAUCAUCUGACCUUUUAGUAUCUCCUUCAUUCGUCGAAGUACAGGAUGAAAUUAAUAAGACGUCGCGUUCAAGGUUCAAUGAUUUUUUAAUCAGUCCUUCUCGUUCUGCUAUAAAUCUCCGUCCAGUAGACACCCUUGUUACAUCUGCUAAUUCUACAUCUACCACAUCUAGUAAUCCAAAUUCUGCAUCAUCUAAUUGGUCUGAAUUCCCAUUUGGUUAUAACGGGUCAUCUUCCUCUCAAACAUGCCCUCCUUCAGCGUUGAAUGCCGGAAAUUGUAUUAAAGAAAGAUCAUUUGCAUUCUCAACAGCUAGCAGCUCAAAUAUGGAUCAAAAUAAAACUUUACCUUCUGCAUCAAUAUGUUUCUUGUGCUCAAAACAAUCCUCUCCAAACAAGAAGAGCUCUCGCGGAAUUUUCAAAAUUUUGAUCAUAAAUUGGAUUUAAUUAUGGACUUAAUCAGGACUGAUGAAAAUGUCAAAAAACCAGAGGGAUGACCCACUCUUCCAUUACCGGACAAAAACACUUUUUAUGAAUUCGAAUUGUUCCUACAAAAAAGCAACAAUUAUGAUUUCGCUGUAUCUCAUCUUAGUGUCGUAGCUGGUAAAGGGGCAAACGAGGGAGAAAUGGCUACCAGUAUAUGUAAAAAACUUUUUUCUCCUGAGCUUGCAUCUAGUCUGACCUGGACGGGAACGGAAUUUAAAAAAGGAAUUAAGUCGAUGAAGUG
This is a messenger RNA of Cyphomyrmex costatus, 825 nucleotides long. RefSeq lists its product as uncharacterized. Lineage: Eukaryota; Metazoa; Arthropoda; Insecta; Hymenoptera; Formicidae. The coding region runs from base 54 to 545 and encodes 163 amino acids. The transcript has 5 exons. The record is from RefSeq and is a predicted model, not a curated record.